This is a messenger RNA of Monopterus albus (swamp eel), 2604 nucleotides long. Its product is annotated as interleukin-13 receptor subunit alpha-1-like. Gene Ontology annotation, biological process: cytokine-mediated signaling pathway. Bases 314 to 1528 code for a protein of 404 amino acids. The transcript has 10 exons. Gene Ontology annotation, cellular component: external side of plasma membrane. Gene Ontology annotation, molecular function: cytokine receptor activity; protein binding. The record is from RefSeq and is a predicted model, not a curated record. NCBI's taxonomy places the organism in Eukaryota, Metazoa, Chordata, Actinopteri, Synbranchiformes, Synbranchidae.
GCCUGCGGGUGGGAACCGAGUUACUGUGGUUGCGUGGUUGUCUUUACAGUAAUUCUCCCACUCCAACACCGACUCCACCCAGCUGCUCCCGGCGCGGUCUGCGGACACACCGAGACUAAUAAGGAGCUUUUUUCUGGUCUGGCUUUACUUUCCCUUUUCCUUUGCUUAUUAUUAAUAUUUUUUUCUUAUUUAUCAUCCUUGGCAUCAUGUUUGCUCACUGCAUGCAGUGGCACUAACUGUCUUUUACUCGGCACCGAGGGAAGGGACGCGCUUCCAGACCCUACUGAGAAACGCUCAGACACUCGGGACCAACAUGACUUUUACUCUGGAGUUUUUUGUCUUCUUAAUAUGGACCGGAAUGACAGCGGUAUUCCGCUGUAACGCAGAUCGCCUUCCUCCACCGACAAUGCCACAAUAUAAAUGGCUUGAUCCGUUCAUUGUGAACCUGUCUUGGUCCUGGGAGAGGCCUAGUGGUUUGCCACACAGCUGUCAAAUCCAAUUCGAAGCCCAGCCGCAGGACUCACCAACACAAAGUCUGAAGCGCGUUCAAAUGAAACAUUUCACAGACAUCUUUCUCACAGAGGAAGCGCAUUCUGAUCACUGGACAUACAACAUUCAUGCCGUUAUCACAAAUCCCUGUGACGGCUGGAAUGACAGCAUAUCUGUGCCUAUAACCAUUCAUACCCGCCAGCCACGAGCUGAAGUGGUGAAGGACUUCAGAUGUUUACUUGACCCCAGUGGAAUGAACUGUUCCUGGAUCCCAGUAAAUCAGUCCCUUAACAUGUCAUUCUCAUAUAGGGUCUAUGGGCGUUCUGAGGAACUUAUAAAAGGUUUAAAAAGGUGCGCUCACCCUUACAGCAGUGGAGCGAGGAAUGGCUAUUACCUGAAAAUUGAGCCAAAUAAGACAAUCUGCAUUUCUGUGUGCACUGAAGCAGGAUGUGGUACCUUUACACCUCUGCUCGCGGUACCUUCACCAAAGCUGAGCAUCAACCAAGAGGGAGGUCACCUCUACCUGAACUGGACACCUCCGGAGGUCGGAGGAGGUUGUGACUGGAUAUAUGAGUUCUGCUUCACACAAUGCAACGAGCAUAGAGAAUGCCAGAAUGUCACUGUAGCGAGGGGAGAGAUGCAUGCGACUCGUGUGCACUACAAUGAACGCUGCCUUUACAAGUUCCAGUCCAGAGUCUUCACCAGUAAAUAUUGCCCAGCGAUAUCCAGUGACUUCAGUGAAGUUGUGACUUACGGUGUCAAUGUGCCUCCUGACAUGACAGGGACAGUGGUCGCCAUUGUCAUCCCUAUUGUUCUAUCUGUCUGCCUCAUCCUGUCUUGCUACUGCUUCAGGAGGCACAGGUCCAUUAUUUGCCCCAUCAUACCAGACCCUUCAGCAAUAUUCAAAGAACUUGUGAUAAAUGGAAACAAGGAACAUAAGAACACAACAGGAAGACUGUACAUACCAGGGCCAGAAGCCAUUGACCCCUGCAAAAUUAUCCUUGUGAAGGAAAACGGUGACCCUCAGCAAACCUCCUGACCUGUGCAUGUACAAAGCAGUUCCUGCAGUGCAGCUGGAUUUCCACUCUCACUGAACAAAUGAGGACCAUUUAGAGAAUAACAACAAGCUUGGAUUUACUGACCUGUUGUGGUUGAAAGUUUUUUGUCAGUUGCAUGUCUGCCAGAUGUGGCCAGGGGUGUGCUCUGCUGCGCCUGUGCUGUAGUGACUUGAGCACACCGAGGCUGGCAAAAACAUGAUUUUCAGCUGUUAUAAAGUUAACAUGGUGCCAUUGUGCAGUUGCCGAGGUGUGUCACAGACAGGACAAGGAGAUGUACCGAAUCCUUGGAGACACCUUAAAGGCACUGCCCAGCUGUGGACGGGGAAAUGCAAACAGAACAAGAUAUCCUCCUACUGAGAGCAAAUGAGGAAGAUGAAGAUGAGAAUGAGGGUGGCGUGCAUGCUUGCUACGAUAAGAGUGGCGUACCAUAAGUUGGCAUGGUCCUGCCAGUAAGAGGUACAAAUAGCAGAGAUCACAAUGGAAGAAAGAUUGGGAAAGCAGGAAGAAAAAGAAGAGAUUACUGCUUUGCCACAGCUUGAGUCAUCUUUAUAGUAAAGGUGAACAAAUGCCAUUGUGACUGCCUUCAUAUCAGCUAGAAGUUGGCAGGAAGCAAUAACCUAGUGGUGAUGUGAUCCCAAGAAUGUACAGGAAGCCAAGAGCUACUGUGAUUCUCCUGACCUCCACAAACAUAUUAACCCAGUUUAGUCAAGGCAUGUGCACAGACUGUCUUAUAAGAAACUGAGGGGGUAUGUACAUGACAGAUAGCACAGGACCAGUGUUGUGAUAGUGCUGGGAAUCCUUACAUCACAUCCAAAACAGGAUUAAAAAAGACUUUAUUCUGUGAAAUUUAACAAAGAGGGAUGGCAACAGUGGAAUUCCUAAUAUCUUAUCUUGGAACAGACAUCUUCAUUUUCACUUUAUGUCCUCUGUCAAUCUGUUAUUAGUGCAUGUCAAAAGGAAUGGCACUUUGUUGUCAGUCAUAGAUAUAAAGUCACCUAAACUGUUUAUAUUAUACAUCAAUGAUAUAUGUAAGGUUUCUGAAACUGUUAAAAUGGUU